Molecule: messenger RNA, 2763 nt
Organism: Heterocephalus glaber (naked mole-rat)
Lineage: Eukaryota; Metazoa; Chordata; Mammalia; Rodentia; Bathyergidae
Source: RefSeq, a predicted model, not a curated record
AGGGCCUCGGGCGGGGAUCUUGGGGAGGCGGGAGGAAGUUAUGGCUCUAGGCGGCCUCAGCCGUGGGCUAAAGAGCCUCAGCGUGGAGGUCGUGUACCCGCUCCGUCCCAGCUGGCCCCGGGCAGAGUCGCUUGGCUUUUGGAGCCCGGGCCCCCGGAGGGCUUUGCUCACAGAGCCCUUCUGCUGAGGCUGUCGGGGACGACAUUGUGUUAGGGCCAGAGACCCAAGCCCACUUUUUUGAGCUGAGGCAGAAGUAGUAGGACAGUUUCCUUGGGAAACUCCUGUCCGUCGUACCUGCUUCCCGAAGAAUGGAGUGGUUCUUCUCCAGUAGUUUACACAGGGUCAGACGAGAGAACUGCUGCCGCCCCACUGGGGCCCACCUUAGGAGAAGGACUCCUGCGUGAUGAAAUCUGAGAAGGCACGGGGUGGGGGUAGGGGGGAGUAUGAGGAAGAUGCAGGCAGCAAGUGCCCAGUCAUAAGAAAGUAACUCCCCACUCCUCCAGUUCUGGGGAAAUAAUCUUGAGUCAUGAAAUUCGGGUGCAGGUGGGGAAUUAGGGUAAUAUCCACACGUGACUAUGACACCUUAUGGAGGAGAAUAACUGUUCCUGCAAAUCUUCCAGUUAGUUUUCUGGAGCCCUAUACCUGUCAUGCUUUGACAUCCCCUUCUCAGCACAGUAUUAAAACAAUGAAGUGUUAUAUGUGGAUGUAACUGCCUCAGAAGAACAGAGCUGAGUGGCUGCAAGCACAUUUUUAAUGUUCUUUCACAAAAUCGUUAUUCAGUUUUUCAUUUAGAUAGAGGAUAUAUUUCUUCUGGUUGAUAAAUAAAAUAGUUUUUAUUUUCCUUCACUUGUAAGUUUCAUUGGUGGGCCUGCUUGUUUGCCUUGCAGAUGAGUGGGUGAUUUUCCAGAUGCUGAGACACCUGUAUCCUUGGCACAGGCCAUUAGUGAGCUGUAGUUGGAGUAGACUUUGUCUUUUGAAGCGUUAUCUAUUUACAAUGAAGUUGCAGUCUCCAGAGUUCCAGUCACUUUUCACGGAAGGAUUGAAGAGUCUGACAGAAUUAUUCAUCAAAGAGAAUCAUGAAUUAAGAAUAGCGGGAGGAGCAGUGAGGGAUUUAUUAAAUGGGGUUAAGCCUCAAGAUGUGGACUUUGCUACAACUGCCACCCCUACUCAAAUGAAGGAGAUGUUUCAGGCAGCAGGAAUUCGGAUGAUAAACAACAGAGGAGAAAAGCAUGGAACAAUUACUGCCAGGCUUCAUGAAGAAAAUUUCGAAAUUACUACACUACGGAUUGAUGUUACCACUGAUGGAAGACAUGCUGAAGUAGAAUUCACAACUGACUGGCAGAAAGAUGCUGAGCGCAGGGAUCUGACUAUAAAUUCCAUGUUUCUAGGUUUUGAUGGUACCUUAUAUGAUUACUUUAAUGGUUAUGCAGAUUUAAAAAGUAAGAAAGUUAAAUUUGUUGGACAUGCUAAACAGAGAAUACAAGAAGAUUAUCUUCGAAUUUUAAGAUAUUUCAGGUUUUAUGGCAGAAUUGUAGACAAACCUGGUGACCAUGAUCCUGAGACACUGGAAGCAAUUGCAGAAAAUGCAAAAGGCUUGGGUGGAAUAUCAGGAGAGAGGAUUUGGGUGGAACUGAAAAAAAUCCUUACUGGUGACCAUGUAAAUCACUUGAUUCAUCUUAUCUAUGAUCUUGAUGUGGCUCCUUACAUAGGCUUACCUGCUAAUGCAAGUUUAGAAGAAUUUAACAAAGUCAGUAAAAAUGUUGAUAGUUUUUCACCAAAGCCAAUGACUGUUUUGGCUUCAUUAUUCAAAGUACAGGAUGACGUCACACAACUGGAUUUGAGGUUGAAGAUUUCAAAGGAAGAGAAAAACCUUGGCUUAUUUAUAGUUAAAAAUAGGAAAGACUUAGUUAAAGCAACAGAUAGUUCAGAACCACUGAAACCCUAUCAAGACUUCAUUAUAGAUUCUAGGGAACCUGAUAUGACUGGGCGUGUGUGUGAACUACUGAAGUACCAAGGUGAGCACCGUCUCCUAAAGGAGAUGGAGCAGUGGUCCAUCCCCCCAUUUCCUGUGAGUGGCCAUGACAUCAGGAAAGUGGGCAUUUCUUCAGGAAAGGAAAUCGGGGCUCUGUUACAACAACUGCGUGAACAGUGGAAAAGAAGUGGUUACCAAAUGGAAAAAGAAGAACUUUUAAGUUACAUAAAGAAGCCCUAAAACUGAUCGAAGAUCUGGCUAUUAAAAAGUGGAAACUUUUGGUAAGACUGUCUGCACUCCCCACCCCAUCCCUUUUAAUGAGAUUUAAGAAACUAUAGCAGAAUUGAAGCCAUUGUGGAGGGUCUCUUUAGAAGAACUAAGUCUUAUUUUGUAAAAUCUUUUAUACUUGUUUUGGAAUACCUGCAACUGAGAAAAGUAUAGUUGGCUUCCAUCUAUUUGUAUGGAGUUUCUACAUGAAAAUUUUGUUUUUGCAUAAGGCAGUACUAAGAUUGAUGUUUAAAAAGUGGUAACUGUCUUUAAAAAAAAUGUUUAAUGUUUGUACUGAUUCCCUAUGCUGUUUCAGUUCUUAUAUGAAUUCCAAAAAGAGUCAACAGAUUUUCAUAAAACCAUGUAUAAAAUAUGAAUAACAAGUAUAUUCUGCAUGGCUGACAUACUUUUCUGUUGUAAGAUUCUUUACCUAUACAUGCAAAGCCUGGUAAAGUUAUGGGAUUAACCUGAGGAUUAGUCUUGAGACUAUUAUUUUAAUAAAAUAUUUCCUCUGGUUUUGGGAA